Phycodurus eques (leafy seadragon) is the source of this 2420-nucleotide messenger RNA. Its product is annotated as proteinase-activated receptor 4. NCBI's taxonomy places the organism in Eukaryota, Metazoa, Chordata, Actinopteri, Syngnathiformes, Syngnathidae. Gene Ontology annotation, molecular function: thrombin-activated receptor activity. The record is from RefSeq and is a predicted model, not a curated record. Gene Ontology annotation, cellular component: membrane. Gene Ontology annotation, biological process: thrombin-activated receptor signaling pathway; blood coagulation; positive regulation of Rho protein signal transduction.
CAACCUUCAAAAGCGAUGGAGGAACACGACAAGAACCUACCGGAAAGUUCUAAAGCGAUCGAGGACUAGAUUUAUAAAUCCUAUAAUGACGAAGUAGCAGGCCGCUCGACGACUUGCACCUCCCGAAGAACUCGUGCGGAGCGCGUGUUGUGUACAUUGAAGUAUUUGGACACACACUUUAGACGCGUGAACAUUUUUGAGGACGAGAAUGUGUCACCGUGGCAACCACAGACGGGAAGUGUCCUUAUCAUGACGUGAAAACAGGAAACGGGGCGAAUGCUUUCCACACGCGCAGCCCCGCUGUGUCGGAUCAUUACCCGACUACCCGGCGUGCGCUUCAUCUCUCACAGACGACCGCUCUCCAGAUGCGAGCCAGCCGACUCCUCCAAAGUCCUCCUCUCCUCAAAACAGAUCGGGACCGCAUCAGGCUUGAACUGGAAUGAGACCGAGCAACUACAACUACACGUGCCCUCACUCGUCUGCAGGGGAAGAAGGACGAGGAGAAAGAAGAGCAAGGAGAAGAACAGGAAUACCAAGGAAAUUUGGGAGAAGACUCUGCUCCAAGCUUACAAAGACAAGCUAACUUGUCCAAGAGUUUCACUGAACUUCCAAAAAAAAAACACUGUGGGUGGGGUGGGAGGAAAGAAUUGGAGUUUUAUUUCAAAUACAAAAAAAACACUGGGACAAAUUGACAAGAGGAAGGAGCAAAAGAAGAUGAAGUGGUUUGGGCUUCAGGUCUUGGUCUGGGUCUGGCUGCCGCGAUCCGUCCUCGGCGCGUCGUCGUCUCCCGGUCCCGCUGAGGAAUGUUCCGGCAUGUCCGUGCGUCUCCGGGCCUUCCGGCUGAAGGUGUCGUGCAACGUGACCGCUCUGAACGAGAAGCAGCUGAAGGAGAUCCAGGCCCCGACCACCGAGUUGUACCUGCCGGCGCUCUACCUCCUGGCCUUGGCGGCGGGUCUCCCGGCCAACCUGCUGGCCCUUUGGAUCCUGGUGUUCAAAAGCAAGCGUCUCCCGUCCACCGUCCUGCUCAUCAACCUGACGGCGGUGGACUCUCUGCUGCUGCUGGCGCUGCCCUUCCGCAUCGCUUACCACUUCCGAGGGAGCCACUGGGAGUUGGGCGAGCCGUUCUGCCGGAUUGUCACGGCCUCGUUCUACGGGAACAUGUACGGGUCGGUGCUGUGCCUGGCGCUGGUGGCUCUGGACCGCUACGUGGCCCUGGUGCACCCGUUCGGCGCCAAGACCCUGCGCAGCCGGCGGACGUCUCUGCAAAUGACAGCGCUGGUGUGGGCGGCGGUGCUGGCGGCCAUGUUGCCGCUGCUGUCGUCGCAGCAGACGUACGCUCUGGACCGGCCCCACAUCACCACCUGCCACGACGCGCUUCCCCAGCGCGAGCAGGAGAACUUCUUCCUGCCCUACUUCGUCACGCUGUUCACGCUGGGCUUCCUGCUGCCCUUCGUCGUCAUCGUGUUCUGCCACUGCGGCGUCCUGCGAGCGCUGCUGGCCGAGGGCGAGCGUUACGCCCACGCCGUCCGGGUCACGCUGCUGGUACUGCUGGUGUUCGUGGUCUGCGUGCUGCCCAGUAACGUCCUCCUGCUCCUCACCUACGCUGAGGACGUGUACGUGCCGUACAUGCUCAGCUUGGCCGUUAGCACCUUCAGCAGCAGCGUGGACCCCUUCAUCUUCUACUACGUGUCGGCGGACUUCAGGGACAAGGCCGAAAGCCUGCUCUGUUGCCGCGGCAACGCUCCGCCACCGGCCAACCCGCCGAACAAAGCGUCCCACUCCUCGUACGCAUCCGGGCCCAGGACGAAGGUCACCCUGCUGUCUGUCUCCACGCGGACCUGAACAUCACCGCGCCACGGAGAAAAGCAGUUAAAGAACACUUUUACAUACUUGAGACCAUGUGACCACUUGCUGAUGAUUGUGAUCUUCCAAGGAAGUCCUGAAUAACUUCCCUCAAAACAACACCAACGAUUUCAUGGAACACAGAGCAGCUUUGUGUAAAUUCAGUGAAACAUCUGAACCUAUUAACCACUAUUUUAGACAGUUUUGUGUUACUACAUCACUUUAUCACAUGUACACUUUGUAUAAUAGCUAGCUAACCAAAUACAUAUUGUUGAAUCCUUCUCUUGGUACUUCAUCUUUUUCUGCGAUUGUCUCAUCUCAGAAUGAGCUUUAUUGUCACUGCACACAAAAAUGUCAACAAAGCACAAUGAAAUUUCGGCAUGCGGCUCUACAAACAAUUCCGGUUCUUGACCCGCUCAUUGUGGAAAGUGCCUUGAGAUAACUGUUGUGAAUUGGCGCUCGAUACAGGAAAAUAAAAGUGACUUGACUCACACAGAGCCAUGAACACAAUGUCCCAAGAAAUGCGACCUAAAAUACUCAAGUGUCAAGAAAUACCUCAAAAUUAAUCGUUAGAAGUA